CGGCCGGCACUCAGCUGGGCAGUGUUUACAGCCCCGAGCGCGCCGGCCUGGGGUGAGCCGAGCGGAGCCGAAAAGAGCCGAACCGAGCCGAGUGGAGCCGAACCGAACCGAAAAGAGCCGAACCGAACCGAAAAGAGCCGAACCGAACCGAACCUAACGGAGCCGAACCAACGGAGCCGAGCGGAGCCGAACCGAACCGAACGGAGCCGAGCGGAGCCGAACCGCGGCCGCUCAGUAUCUACAGGAGACUGCUGAAGAUGGGAGGCGCAGUGAGUGCGGGAGAAGAUAACGAUGAAUUAAUUGAUAACCUGAAGGAAGCACAAUACAUCAGGACAGAACUGGUGGAACAGGCCUUCCGAGCCAUUGAUCGAGCAGAUUACUACCUGGAAGAGUUCAAAGACAAUGCCUACAAGGACUUGGCAUGGAAGCAUGGGAAUAUUCAUCUCUCAGCACCGUGCAUUUACUCUGAGGUGAUGGAAGCUUUGGAUCUGCAACCAGGGCUGUCAUUUCUGAACCUUGGCAGUGGCACUGGUUAUCUGAGUUCUAUGGUUGGACUCAUCUUGGGUCCCUUUGGUGUUAACCACGGUGUGGAGCUUCACUCGGACGUGAUCGAAUACGCGAAGCAGAAAUUGGACUUCUUCAUUAAAACGAGCGACAGCUUCGACAAAUUUGAAUUUUGUGAGCCAUCCUUUGUUACUGGCAAUUGUUUAGAGAUUUCCCCGGACUGCACUCAGUAUGACCGUGUUUACUGUGGUGCUGGAGUACAGAAGGAACACGAGGACUACAUGAAGAACCUCUUGAAAGUUGGGGGAAUUCUUGUCAUGCCUCUGGAAGAGAAGUUGACUAAGAUAACUCGUACUGGUCCUUCUGCCUGGGAGACCAAGAAGAUUCUUGCUGUUUCUUUUGCUCCUUUGAUUCAGCCAAACCACGCAGAUUCAGGAAAAUCAAGGCUUGUUCACUUGCCCCCCGUGGCCGUUCGCAGCCUGCAGGACCUGGCUCGCAUCGCCAUCCGAGGAACCAUUAAGAAAAUAAUUCAUCAGGAAACGAUGAGCAAAAAUGGGAACGGGCUGAAGAACCCCCCGAGAUUUAAACGGAGGCGUGUCCGUCGCCGGCGCAUGGAGACCAUUGUUUUCUUGGACAAAGAGGUCUUCGCCAGCCGGAUCUCCAGCCCGUCAGAUGAUAACAACAACAGCGAGGACAUCGAGGAGGAGAGGCAGGAAGAGGAAGAAACCAAACCCUCUGAACUAAAGCCAGACCCUCCUGUAAACUUUUUGAGAGAAAAGGUCUUGAGUCUGCCUUUGCCCGAUCCCUUGAAGUAUUACUUGCUUUAUUACAGGGAGAAGUAGUUUCCUUCUUCUAGAGAGUGCGAAUUAGGCAGAAAAUAAAGUACUUCUUAGGGCUUGACAAAUGUACACCACUUGCUUGCCUGCAAAUGUGACCACUCGAGGCAGUAGGCUGGGGAAUGUGGCUGCUGUAAACUUCAACAUUUAUAGCUUUUUUGAGUUUCUUUGUCCUUCUCAGUUGUGUGCUAUAGUUUUAUCCUACAGCAGGGAUUCCUUAGGAAGCAAGUCGGUGAAAUGCUCAGCUGCUUAUGGAAAGGAGGAUUUAAUUCCCUUGAAACUAACUGCACGGAGAUACACUCUAAAAAUUUCAUGGCUUCUCUACUGAAUGUCAGUUUUGAAAAACUCUUAAGCAGUUCCCCAAAGACCUUUCCUGUCUGUGCUCUCUCCCACUAAACCUGCCAUGGGUUUGCCAUGGUGUGUGUUUAAUGGAUGGUUAAGAUUAUUAGUAAAACCUGACCUGGCCAAUCUAGUUUCUUCCAGUAAUCUGAAAAAGCACAACUUUUACAGAAAGGAAAGAAAUUUUUGGCAUUACCCUUGUGGCAUCCAGGUUUUGAAUGAGAAGGAAAGCAUCAGCUCCACUUUGGUUGCUCUGUUUUGCUUAUAAACUAUAUAUAAUUUUUCAGUAAAAAGUAAAAGUGUUUUACAGAAUACUGGUUUUCAUAAUGGGAACCACCUGUUCUAGUGAAUGAGUUGUUGGGGGUUUUUUUGUGGUUUUUUUUUUUUUUUUUUAAAGCAAGGGAGGCAAAGUGAGGAAUUGCAAAGCUUGCUUGACUUUGACAGGUUGCAGGGGUUGUCAGAGCUGGGACUGUGGUCUCUGGAAAUGUUUACAGAGUAAUUCUGAAUGGGGAAGAG
Molecule: messenger RNA, 2195 nt
Organism: Corapipo altera (White-ruffed manakin)
Lineage: Eukaryota; Metazoa; Chordata; Aves; Passeriformes; Pipridae
Gene: PCMTD2
Product: protein-L-isoaspartate (D-aspartate) O-methyltransferase domain containing 2
Exons: 6
Coding region: 258-1346 (362 amino acids)
Biological process (GO): protein modification process
Cellular component (GO): cytoplasm
Molecular function (GO): protein-L-isoaspartate (D-aspartate) O-methyltransferase activity
Source: RefSeq, a predicted model, not a curated record